AGUGACAGUCGAGUGGUUGUGUUUGUGUAGUGUGGAGAAACAAAAGAGCUCUCGAGUUUUUAUCAAAAUAUCACAAUUUAUCAGCAAAUAAAAAUAGUCACGGUGUUAAAUAAUAGUGCUUGAGUGUCCACAGAGUGGAUGGCGCGCGUUAAUGUGGAGUUUUAGCCGGUGAUCCGAUCCCAACUCCACACGAGCUAGGAGAGUGUCCGGGUGGCCAGAAUAGUUGACGCGAAGCGACUGGAAGUGUUGGUUGUGCGUGGAAAAUUGCCCAGAUUUUCCGGCUUCGUGUCUCACCGUGCGAUAUUCAAUGGAAUGAAUGGAAUACUCUGCCCAACACUGUCAGCAAAUAAUCACGCUCUCUUGCCAAUGAAUAGCUAGGAAAAAAAAAUAGAAGAAGAGUGAAAUAGAGAGAGACCGAGGCAAACAGGCGAGAAUUAUGGAUGAGCCAUCGCGGAUCCGGCAGCGGAGUGGACGGACGUAUGUGCCGGAAGUGGCGCAGCAGCAGAAGCAGAGUCGAAGGGAUGGCGGGAAGGUGAAGGUAGGUGAUCAGCAGUAUGCUAGAUUGCCCAAUUCCUUCCUUUACGCCGUGGUGGCUCUCAUGUUCACCACAUUUCUCAUCGUGACGGUUCUGGAGAGGCGUUUGCCGCGUGGACUUCGUGUGGAGGAUGAGCCUGGACAUCCGGAGAGCUUUAUAGCUGAGCAUGCAAUGGCUAGUCUCACGAGACUCACGGAUAUUGGGCCUCGGGUCACGGGAAGCUAUGAGAAUGAGGUGCUGGCUGUGAGGGUUUUGCGGAAGGAUAUAGAUGCUGUUGUGGACGAAUACGGGAGUGGCUUCAAAGUGGAGAUCGAUGUCCAGAAAGCCAGUGGGGCAUUUCCAAUCAAGUUCUUCGAUGGCAUGACAAAUGUGUACAAUGAUGUGCAGAAUUUAAUUGUGAAGGUCAAUGCACAAGUGAAAUCCUCGCACACAUUAAUGCUCAAUUGUCACUUUGAUUCCGUCCCGGAGAGUCCAGGUGCUUCGGAUGAUGGUGCAGCUUGUGCUGUUAUGCUGGAAAUUAUGCGAGUUGUGCUGAAGACAAAACUCAAAUUGAACUACAAUAUAGUUUUUCUCUUCAAUGGUGCCGAAGAGAAUAUCAUGCAGGCAUCUCAUGGAUUUAUCACGCAGCACAAAUGGGCCAAAGAUGUCCGGGCUUUUAUCAAUUUGGAAGCCUGUGGAGCUGGUGGGAGGGAACUUUUGUUUCAAGUUGGUCCCAAGAAUCCCUGGCUCCUGGAGGUUUAUUCCCAAGUUGUUCCCUAUCCCUAUGCCUCGACACUGGCCCAGGAGAUCUUUCAGUCCGGAGUGAUACCGGGAGAUACGGAUUUCCGGGUUUUUAGGGACUUUGGGCACAUAUCAGGAGUGGAUUUUGCCUGGAGCAGCAAUGGCUAUGUCUAUCACACAAAAUACGAUUCAGUGGAUCAGAUUCCAUUGGGAUCUCUCCAGCGAACUGGUGACAAUAUCCUGGCUCUCUUGAAGGGUCUCAAUGAGAUCACGGAUCAGCGCAAAAUGAGCGAUACAAGUAGCACAAAUGAUCUCAUUUUCUUUGACAUGUUGGGCGCCUUUAUGGUGCGCUGGCGAGAGAAUUUGACUGCCCUGAUAAGUGUCCUGGCGGCCUGUCUGUCAGCCUUUGCUGUGUACAGAAACAUGAAAUCAGCCAAGAGAUUGGGAACUGAUCAUACAGUCUACUAUGCAGGGAUGAUGAAGGCCAUUGGCAUUCAGAUUCUGGGCUGGGUAUUGGCUUUUGGAUCUUGUAUUGUUAUUGCGCUAUCAUUGACUGUUCUAGGUAGGACGAUGUCCUGGUACGCUCGUCCCAUCUGGAUUUACUUCCUCUACGUGCUUCCAACUCUGAGUGUGUCCAUGGCUGUGGUGCAUCACUUUGGGGUCAGACAAUUGAAGAAGAGCAUUCCAAACAUUUGGACACUGUUUCAAGUGUACUACGAUGCCAUCCAGAUCCUCUGGACAUUCUUGCUUCUCGUGACGUACACCCUGAACAUCAGAUCGGGCUUCAUAGCUCUUCUGUGGGUUGUUUUCUCUUCUGUGCAGAGCCUCAUAUCCAAUCGAAUGUUCCCAGAUGCAUCCAAAAAGAGCAUCAAGUGGCUCCUUCUCUAUGUCCUUCUCUUGGGUAUCCCAUUUGUCCAGUCUUUCUACCUGGAUUUGGGUGCAAUUGGGAUGUUUGUACCAACAAUGGGACGUACUGGAAGUGCCUUCAAUUCUGAGAUAAUAAUUGCCACGAUGAUUUGUGCAAUGUUUGGUAUGCUCUUCAGUUUUGUUUGUCAAUUAGUACUUGUUGCACAAUUCCCACACAUUCUCCAGAGAAUUCCUGCCAGUUUUACAUUCCUGGCAUUGGCCGUUCUUUUGCUCACUGAUCUCGGUUUUCCAUAUUCUGGAGAUGUGACUUCUCUGGCGCCCCAACGCUUUAUAAUAACGAAUGUCGAUAGAAAAUUCUUUGAUGAAAAUCGGAAGCUAGUGGAUCAUGAUACAGGCUUCUGGAUCAUCAAUAUGGACAUUAAUAGUCCAGAGAGUGUUGAAAUGGCGGUGAGUGAGAUGAAGAGAGCCAAAUUGGUGGAUUGUACACGUGGCAUUUACUGUGCAAUGCCCUAUCCGUUGCCUGUGAUGAAUUUCAUCUACAAAACGCACUACAUCGAAGCACCACCCUUUGAGGUGCCCAUCGAGACUGAUUUGCGCCUCAAUGGCAAGGCACGCCUAUCACCAGACACCAUUAGACUCAAUUUCACCUGCAAUGGGCCAGAUCACAUGAAUAUGAUGUUUGCCGGAUUACCAGGCUUUGACCUGAUGGCCUGGAGUUUGGAUCCGGAGACACCAUUGGCAUCCUCCCAUCAGUAUCUCGGACGGAAUAUGUACUUUGUCUAUUACUCAUACAGCAGCCUCGAGCCCAAAGAGUGGAAUUUCCAUCUAGAUUUUAAGGUUCCUCCAAAGUUCAACAUAGACAAAGACUUAGUUCUAGAUAUCACUGUGAGUGGUCAAUUUAGUCAUGGCAAGAACAAGACAACGGCGCAGCUGAAGGAAUUUAUGAGCCGCUUCCCGACGUGGACGACAUCCACUUACUGGACAAGUGCUCUCAGAUCAUACAAAUUUUAAUUUUUUCCUUUUCCAAUUUCAUCUUCACAUCAAAUUUCUAAACAUACAUACAUUACACAUAUUCUAAUCUUUCUCCAGGUAAGGUAAAAAAAAAACAGUUCUGAACUGCAUUAUAUUCCUCCAAAAAGGUGAUCGUGCGUUAGAUAAAAUUCCUGUAGUUAGCUUAUAAAAAAAACAAUGGUACUACAAAGUAAUAUCAAAUAUUGAAAUGAAAACAAAGAAAAAAUUGAUAAAUUAGUAUCAAAAAAAAGUGAUUAAAGAGUUGUUGAAAUAAAUUUUAAGUGAGGCAAAAUCAA
Messenger RNA from Phlebotomus papatasi, 3429 nucleotides. Its product is annotated as endoplasmic reticulum metallopeptidase 1-like. The transcript is spliced from 8 exons. NCBI's taxonomy places the organism in Eukaryota, Metazoa, Arthropoda, Insecta, Diptera, Psychodidae. The record is from RefSeq and is a predicted model, not a curated record. Bases 437 to 3133 code for a protein of 898 amino acids. Gene Ontology annotation, biological process: proteolysis. Gene Ontology annotation, molecular function: metalloexopeptidase activity.